Messenger RNA from Lottia gigantea (owl limpet), 1527 nucleotides. RefSeq lists its product as hypothetical. NCBI's taxonomy places the organism in Eukaryota, Metazoa, Mollusca, Gastropoda, Lottiidae. Gene Ontology annotation, molecular function: acid phosphatase activity. The record is from RefSeq and is a predicted model, not a curated record. The transcript is spliced from 6 exons. The coding region runs from base 644 to 1138 and encodes 164 amino acids.
AUUGCCACACUUUUUCAGUAAGGCCGGUAUUGUUAUUGUAAGGAUGACAAAGGGUUAUAUUAAAAGGGUACAGUUUCACUAUGUGGCCUAUAUUAUACACACAAGUGUGGUAGUUUCGCAAUGAGGAUGUUUAUUACCGGCUCUACGAUAUAUGAAAGAAGAUCAAGAGUAGUGACAUAGUUUGUUAAGACUUUCAAGACCUAUUCCUCAACGUAAAUUUUGCUUUUAUUUUCAAGGUGGGUCGAGAUACGAAUCUCAAUUACCCAGUGCUCCUAAUAGUAAUGUAUUCGAAUGUUUAAUUUGCUGAUAUAAUUAUGUAUUUGCUUAAAGCUUCAUCACUUUCGGUUUGGUUUUAGAUUUUUCUAACCUUCAUACAUCAUCGACAGGUUCAAUCUUUUUAAAUCAAAAUGUUCUUACAGGUUCGCACAUUAGUAUUGAAUUAUUGGUCAUUACCCGGGUUACUUAAUGUAUUGUUGAUGUCAAUUCCUUAGGGUAAACCAAACAGAUUGUGACGAUAAUAGGUUGUGACGCCGAUCAAUUCUCUAAUUAAUUUUCCACUUAGUGUAAUGAAAUGCUUCACAUUUUUAUAUAAAUUUUAUUUCAGAAAGUGUUAUUCCUUUCCAUUCAGCAUUUAUCUCAUACAAUGGCGGGGACUUUAAGACCUAAACUGAUAGUUUUUGAUUUGGAUUAUACACUCUGGCCAUUUUGGGUAGAUACACACGUAACGCCACCUUUUAAAAAACAAAGUGAUGGUAAAGUGUAUGAUAAGAGUGGAAAACGUGUUAAAUAUUACCCAGAUGUCCCGGCUAUGUUACAAAAAUUACAUUCUGAGGGCUAUACACUAGCCGUAGCAUCACGAACUGGUAGUAUAACAGAAGCUAACAGUUUAGUCAGCUUGUUUAAAUGGGAUAAAUAUCUUAAAUAUAAAGAGAUAUAUCCUGGUAGUAAAAUUGCACAUUUUAAGAAAUUUCAGAGCAACAGUGGCGUGGCCCACAAAGACAUGUUAUUCUUUGAUGAUGAACAUAGAAAUAUUGUUGAGGUUGGAGCACUAGGAGUAACUUGUGUUCAUGCCGCUGAUGGAAUGAAAAAUUCGGUACUCCAACAAGGAUUACAAAUGUUUCAGAUGAAAAAUUCUUGACGAACCGUCCAUAGUAGAUGAAUUAAAAUAUUUUAGAUAAAUGUAUAUUUUCACCCUAAGCUUGUUGCUUAACUACAUGACCUGUAACAGAUUUUAUAUUUUGAGGUCAUGCUUGUUUUAUUUAACUCAAAUGAACGUUUUUAAAUGAUAUAAGGAUCCGAAGAAUUGUCAUUUGAAAUAUUCCAGACAUGAUCAUCUUAGUGUUUUUUUUUUAUAUAAAUGUCAAUGAAUUUAUUUUUAGCGUGAACUUUUUGUAUAUUUUACGUUUGAAAUUUUUUUAGAGUUAAUCAUUGUGAAAUACUUCUUUUAAUAUAAUUUCCGUUUGACAUAUCAAAUGUUACUAACUGAAUUAUACUGCCAUAUUUCUAAUAAAUUUUUAACCUUCUGUA